AUGUACAUGCUUCCUGUGCUUUUCAACUUAUCUCAGAUUACCACAUGUGUUUGCAACCCAUCCCCUUUGUUACUGUUCAUCCGACCAGUUUUUGGGCUGCCAUCUUAUCCUCCGGCCACCCCAAGCGACGACAUGGGUAUCAAAAGAACCAGCACGUUGUCCACUACCACCCUCACAUCUCAUUCGCUACCAACCGCCGUCUGGAUCGCCGAAAAAAAGCAAGAAAUUGGCCGAUUUUUACCCAAAAUCUCCAUCGCUCGUUCGGACGAUUCUGAGCAUCAUUUGCUUCGAUCCAGGUAUGGUUUUUCAACAUCUCGAGCUGUUCUUACUGCUAGUUGUGUUGGUUAUGAGAAAUUUCUGAGUUUUGGAGGGUAA
Messenger RNA from Prunus armeniaca (apricot), 375 nucleotides. The record is from the annotation of a GenBank genome assembly. Lineage: Eukaryota; Viridiplantae; Streptophyta; Magnoliopsida; Rosales; Rosaceae.